AUGUUGGGAGGGGCGAAGUUCUUCUCGACCUUGGACCUUGAAUCCGGAUUUUACCAAAUCCGGAUGGCUAGGGAAGACCGGUGGAAAACCGCCUUCCGUUCCGUCCUGGGAUUGUUCGAGUAUAAAGUGAUGCCCUUCGGCUUGAAUGGAGCGCCUGCGACAUUUCAAGCAAACAUAAACACAUACCUGCAACCCCUUUUAGGACAGGGAGUUGUAGCCUACCUAGACGAUAUCCUGAUUUAUAGUCCUGAUCUACCUGCACAUGUGACCUUACUAGGAAAAGUGUUGCAAAUGCUACUCCAGCAUCAAUUCUACCCUAAAUUCUCCAAGUGGGUUUUUGCUAAGCAGGAGCUCACCUAUUUGGGGUACACUAUCAGCUCUGAAGGCAUCAAGCCAGCUGCAGACAAAGUCGAAGCUAUCCGGGAAUGGCCAGAGAUCCUGAACAACGAAACGCAAGUGAGACAGUUCCUGGGCACCGUCAACUAUUGUCGGAUGUUUAUGGGCCCAUCCUACGCAGCUGUCACACGACCAUUAGUUGAACUAACUCGAAAGGGAGCGAAAUUUCAAUGGACUGAAGCACACACACAAGCAGUGCGACAACUUAAACAGAAGCUUACCGACUAUACGACCUUACAAAUUCCAGACACGUCCAAGCCCUUCGACUUAUAUACGGACGCCUCCGAAUACGCCCUGGGUGCCGUUCUUCAACAAGAAGGAAGGCCGAUUGGGUUCCUGAGCCAAACCAUGACACCGGCACAGCAGAAGUACUCGAUCAAGAGCUACUGGCUCUUGUCACUGCCCUAG
Molecule: messenger RNA, 804 nt
Organism: Eimeria mitis
Lineage: Eukaryota; Apicomplexa; Conoidasida; Eucoccidiorida; Eimeriidae
Product: OSJNBa0042F21.10 protein, related
Exons: 1
Coding region: 1-804 (267 amino acids)
Source: RefSeq, a predicted model, not a curated record